GUCCGUUGGCCAACCGAUAUCAGCUUUGGCUUCUUGUCUUUACAUCGUAUCCGUAUCGCGUUCGUUUCUUUUUCUGAGAGCCGUCUAGAGUUCAUUUUUUUUUGUCCGCGUCGCACCAAAAAUACCGACUAAACUGUGCCUUCAUCGUCACGUGCAACUCGCAGGCUUGACGAUCGCCAUCCACCUUCCUUGCUGGGUGCCUGCUUCAUCUUUCGUCUCUUACGCUUCAUCGCCCAAUCAACUUGCCUCGUCAAUUCAUUCGCUCGCGCCCCCUUUCUGCUUGCUGAUACCGGCUGAACUGCUUUGGAUCGUUGCCGUCGAAAUCCUCUCAUCCCCCCCGCACCUUGAUUGAAUCACCUAUCUGGAUCAACCAUUAAGCCUGCCCUCUGGCGACGUUCACAAUGCUCGGCUGGUACCAAGCGAGACUCGCGGCUCGCCCGCUGCUCACCCAGAGCAUCACCACCGCCGUCCUCUUCGCGACCGGUGACAUCACCGCCCAGCAGCUCGUUGACAAGCGCGGUCUCGAGAAACAUGACUUUGCCCGUACCGGCCGCAUGGCCCUGUACGGUGGUGUCAUCUUCGGCCCCAUCGCCACCAACUGGUUCAAGUUCCUCCAGCACAAUGUUGUUCUCAAGAACAAGAACGCCGAGAUCCUUGCCCGGGUCGCUGUCGACCAGGGUGUCUUCGCCCCCGUCAUGAUCAGCGUCUUCCUGUCCUCCAUGGCCACGCUCGAGGGCAGCUCGGUCCAGGAGAAGCUCGACAAGAACUACAAGACGGCGCUCACCUCCAACUACAUGCUCUGGCCGUUUGUGCAGAUGGUCAACUUCAAGCUCGUCCCCCUCCACCACCGCCUUCUUUUCGUCAACGUCAUCAGCAUCGGCUGGAACUCGUACCUUAGCUUCUUGAACAGCCAAUAAGUGUUGUGGAAGGGUUGAAGACCUAUCCCCAGACUGGCAGACAUCUGUUAGAAGUGCCCAUCUGAAGAGGUCAUUCUGAGCUCAGCUAGGCUGUCUUUCUUUCUACAUGGAUCUUGCGUUUUAUGACUUCGAGUUGGGAGCAUUAGAAGCAGCAUAGACUGAGAUUUAAUCGUUACAAACGGCCAUGGGCAGGGCCAGCGGGAACACAUUGCACCGGUAUCAACGCAAAAGCAGAACUAGCGGCGUUUCGAGAUGUCAUCUGCAUGCAUGUUGUUGAUAUUUCUCCAUCAUCUAGGCGUGAUCUUCUCUCAUCGUCGCCCACCAACAAGUAUAGGUGUUUUUGUCUCUAGGUUCAG
Messenger RNA from Colletotrichum destructivum, 1273 nucleotides. RefSeq lists its product as uncharacterized. Lineage: Eukaryota; Fungi; Ascomycota; Sordariomycetes; Glomerellales; Glomerellaceae. Gene Ontology annotation, cellular component: cytoplasm; membrane; mitochondrion. The coding region runs from base 402 to 917 and encodes 171 amino acids. The transcript is spliced from 3 exons. The record is from RefSeq and is a predicted model, not a curated record.